Ziziphus jujuba (common jujube) is the source of this 1580-nucleotide messenger RNA. RefSeq names its product nuclear transcription factor Y subunit A-1. Gene Ontology annotation, cellular component: CCAAT-binding factor complex. Bases 208 to 1176 code for a protein of 322 amino acids. Gene Ontology annotation, molecular function: RNA polymerase II cis-regulatory region sequence-specific DNA binding; DNA-binding transcription factor activity, RNA polymerase II-specific. NCBI's taxonomy places the organism in Eukaryota, Viridiplantae, Streptophyta, Magnoliopsida, Rosales, Rhamnaceae. The record is from RefSeq and is a predicted model, not a curated record. The transcript has 7 exons. Gene Ontology annotation, biological process: regulation of transcription by RNA polymerase II.
AUUAUUUUUGUUUUUCUUAAAAUUUUAAAUUCUCUUUCUCCGUCAUCGUCCACUGUCUCUCUUAAGGUUGCAGAGAGAGAGAGAGAGAGAGGGAGAGAAGAUAGAGGGGGUAGAGAGAGUGUGGGACUCACCUCGACGACCUGCGAGCCCUGAAACCAAAGCUUCUUAGGGUUCAGUAGACUGCAUCGCAACCCACAAAAGUUGUGAAUGAUGCCAUCAAAACCUAAAAAUGACAAUCAGCAGUUAGAGCAGGGUGCGCAGAAUGUGUUGCAAUCAACUGCGUUUUCUCAACCUUGGUGGCGGACGGUGGGGAGUGAUGUACCCAUGAGUGAAAGCACUCCAAAAUCAUCUUUGGUGGAACACCAAAAUGGUUCUCUCCUAAAUGGAGCUAUGCAGUCACAAACUAAUGAUGGUAAUAGUGGACUGGAGCACCAUGUCAAAGGUGUUCCAUCAUCAACACCUCAAACAGUGAACGAACACCUUGAUCCAAAUUCCCAAAUGGAACUUGUUGGUCACUCAAUUGUUCUGACAUCAUAUCCUUACGGGGAGCCACAAUAUGGUACAAUGUUGACUCCGUAUGGGCCACAACCUAUGGUACAUCCUCAAUUAUUUGGCAUGCAUCCUGGCAGAAUGCCUUUACCACUUGAAAUGGAGGAGGAGCCUGUUUACGUGAAUGCCAAGCAGUAUCAUGGUAUUCUGAGACGAAGGCAGUCUCGUGCCAAGGCUGAGCUGGAAAAGAAAGUGAUAAAAGUUAGAAAGCCGUAUCUCCAUGAGUCUCGUCACCAGCAUGCUAUGAGAAGGGCAAGAGGCUGUGGAGGCCGUUUUCUGAAUACAAAGAAGUUGGAAAAUGAUGUGGCCAAUUCCACAUCAGAAAAGGGAACAAAUUCGGAUGCAAGCCUUUCAGCACAAUGUGUCAAUGGAUCUGGCUCUAAGCGUUUUUCAUGCACCAGUGAUGGGAAUUUGGAUUCCUCUAGUGAUCAGCAGCAAGGGAUAAGGUCCAGGGUUCAAGAAAUGCAAAAAGCACAAGCUUUCUCCUAUGGUAACGGCAAUGGCAAUGGCCUGUCAUCAACAUACCAGACACAGUUUAGCGACGGCAAGGAGGGUGACUGCCUGGGUCGGCAGAGGGAGAGCAUGCGGCUGAACAGCUCCCCACAUGGGGCCAUCCCAAUUAAGUGAGGUUCUUCAACGAGGAUAUGGGUCCCCCAGCAUCGGUUUAGCAGUGAAGCUAAGGUAUAAGCCAACUGAAUUCAGCUUGUGGGGAAGCCUUCCUUGUGGGAAUAUGUCUAUACCAGGCAAUUCAUUCUUGGCUUUGGAUACUUACUGUUUUAUCAGGGUGAAAUGAAGGGUGGGAUAGGCACUUGACCCCAAUGCAGUCCUUCAGUCUCCCACUAGAACAUUCACCCUUUCUGUAUAAAUACUAGAGUAACAUUAGCAGGAAAACUGUUGUGAAUGAGCAGACAAAGAACCCAUUUAGAUUUUAUUGUUUCGAAUAUGAAAGUGUGUAAACUUGAUCUCUGACAUGAGAGUUUGCUGCCUCUAUUUUCUGUCUUUAAUUUUAACAUGAGUUCAAAGUUGACUCU